Molecule: messenger RNA, 10826 nt
Organism: Silurus meridionalis
Lineage: Eukaryota; Metazoa; Chordata; Actinopteri; Siluriformes; Siluridae
Gene: aspm
Product: assembly factor for spindle microtubules
Biological process (GO): mitotic cell cycle; establishment of meiotic spindle localization; spindle organization
Cellular component (GO): spindle pole
Molecular function (GO): protein binding
Source: RefSeq, a predicted model, not a curated record
UUCAAAAAGCUUCUGUCUUUCUAACUGGCUUGUGUGUGGAGCACGAGCGGUGGAUUUAACGGCGGAUUAUUAGCGAUUUGUGUAGCUAUGAUACAUUUCAGGAAAUAAUCGCGAACAUGUCCAGUACAGUCGGACGAGAGGGAUUUUUUGACAUCAGUCCAACGUGUCCUUCUUAUCGAGCGAAAGGACACGACAAGGAAAACGAUGCACUGGUUCCAGUUCUCAGCUUGGUUCAGUUUUCAAGGUCUCCUUUCGUAACUUUUGGAACGGUCAAGUUGGACUCAUCCAAAUCUUUGCCUUUAUGCAUUGAAAACCCAACCGAGGAGGCAGCCAUUACUGUAACUGUGGACAAAAUCCCAUCUUCCAGGGGAUUUUCAGUUGAUCAAACAAUCUUCACAAUCCCGCCUGAAGACAAAGUGAUCAUAAGUGUAACAUGGACACCAGCAGAAGAGGGUGGUGUAAGAGAACUCCUCAGCUUUAUUGCAAAUGGCAUUGUCAAGCAUCAAGCAGUUUUGCUUGGAAAAGCAGAGGGGCAAAAACCCAAAAAGCAGAAAAGUUUAUGGGAUACUAUCAAAUCCAAAAGAGUCCCUUCUCAUGGUGGAAAAGUGGCCUCGACCCCGAUCAAGGCAGCCAACAAGACAUUCCGUGUGUCUCGACAGCCACAAUAUAAGAGGAACAGAGCCUCAAAUCCAUUAAAAUCUUUAAACCAGGAAAAUAAUUGCCAAAGGCCUGUUGGCAGUAAAGAGAAAAACUCUCAAUCUGUGUAUCCUGUGAUCCCCCAAGGCAUCCCGAAGGCUAUCCAUGAUGAAUUGGAAAGCAUGCCUUCUCAAAACAAGUCCCCAGUUGUUCUGUUGGUGCCAGCUGACAAAUUUCUUUCCUCUAUGGAUAAAGAGAAUAUCUCUUCUGUACCACUGAAUAAACCUGAUUACAAAGAAUGUAGAGUGUUGAAUAAGACAAUGUCACCAAUUGGUACACCAGAGAGGUUCAACGCUUUGAUGCCGCGCUUUCAAAGUCCUCUGCCUUAUAUUUGUAAACCGAUUAAGGAUGGAUGUUCGGAGUCAUUGAGACCGAUUUUGUCUGUUGAUGAUGCUCUGGCUGUCAUUAAUUCUGAUCUGUCAUGUCCGGUGAGCCCCCCAAAUGCCUGUUCUAGCUUGAAUGUAGCAGAUUCUGUGGAUUCUGUUGAUUUAAGUUUGGAUGGUAAUAUCGAAACAACAAUAAAUGUUGUGGCAGACAGCUCCCCCCAGAUUGACAUUGCACAGCCGAGGCUAACUUUCUUUGUCAAAUCCACUAAAGCAUCAGAGGAUGAGACAAUCCCUGCUGCUUGCCCUUCCUCGGAUACACAAUUUAACAACGGAGUAGGUCAAGAUGAAUUGAACCAGGACGAUCUUAAACCAAAGAAGAUUCUUUUAAACUCUGCUACAGUUAUCAAAAGCAAAGCAGGAGCUUCUCCUAAACACAGUCCAGACACACACAAAACAAGAACCAUCAGACGUCAACUUUUGCGGAAAAGUGAGUCAAACACAGACUUACUAGAUGGGGUCUCCGUUUUGCCUGUGGUGAACUCUGAUUCAUGUGCUAAUCUUAAAUCUAAUAUAACACCACCCCAAGAAUCAGAACUAAAAUUAACGCCUCAACAACCAUCUUCAACUGAGCCUGCAAACCCCACUUGCACUGCUGUGCAACCAAUCCUAACCUUUAAUAGUGAAAAUAAUGCAAACAGUGCUGCGUCAUCUCUUGGUUUUGCCUCGGACGUUCAGAUAUUGCCCCUCUGUGUCGCCGAGGACAUGUUUCCUGUGCAUAGCCGCACGACAAGCCAGAACAGAAAGAGAAAAAGUGAAGAAUAUUUACGGAACAGCUCGGGGUGCUUACCCAAAACAUUUGAAGUCAAACAAAGCUCUGAUGAGAUGCAACAAUGCAAAAAAUCCUGCCGUGAACAAGAGUUUGGGUCAAGGAGUAAACAAAGUCAAAGAAAAAUAACUGCAUCAAGCUCGAGGAAGUCUACAAAAGUGUCGAUACAAAAGUCUGAUGCUAAAUCAACUCAACGGGGGGGACAUUCUUUGAAGUCUUUCAGCUCCUCCAACGUGAAGACCAAAAAGGUUAUAGCCGUGGCACAAAACCGGCUGAACUUUAUAAAGCCAACACAGACAGCUAUACCCAGGCAUCCGAUGCCAUUUGCUGCCAAGAACAUGUUUUACGACGAGCGGUGGAUUGAAAAGCAGGAACGAGGGUUUACGUGGUGGCUGAAUUAUGUUCUCACACCUGAUGACUUUAAAGUGGCCACUGAGGUUACCAAAGUGAAUGCCUUAUCACUGACUAUGGGAAGUGAGAAGGUGAACAUACCCAAAGCGCCAACCAAGGAAGAGAUGUCGUUCAGGACUUAUACAGCCCGGAGGCACUUGAACCGUGUUCGACGUGCAGCAUGCCAGCUGUUCACGUCUGAGAAAAUGGCGAAAGCUAUAAAGCGCCUGGAGGUGGAGGUGGAGGCAAAGAGGCUGCUUAUUCGUAAGGAUCGACACCUCUGGAAAGAUAUAGGUGAAAGACAAAAAGUUCUAAACUGGCUCCUGUCUUACAAUCCACUCUGGCUACGAAUUGGCCUGGAGACAAUCUUUGGAGAACUGAUUUCCUUGGAGAGCAACAGCGACAUCAUGGGCAUGGCCAUGUUCAUACUUGGGCGACUGCUCUGGAAUCCAGACAUUGCUGCAGAGUUCAGACACCCCAAAGUUCCCCACUUGUACAGAGAUGGGCAUGAGGAGAUGCUGUCCCGCUUUACUUUAAAGAAACUGCUCUUACUUGUCUGCUUUCUGGACAAGGCCAAAGAGUCUAGGCUAAUUGAACAUGACCCCUGCUUGUUUUGUAUGGAUGCAGAAUUUAAGACAAGUAAAGAUCUACUGUUAGCAUUUUCAAGAGACUUCCUCAGUGGGGAGGGAAUCCUUCCACGCCACCUUGGCCUUUUAGGUCUUGCCGUGUCCCACGUCCAAACCCCACUCGAUGAGUUCAACUUUGCUGUGCAGAAUCUUGCCACUGAUCUAAAAUGUGGCAUUCGCUUGGUACGCGUCAUGGAGAUUUUCACUCAAGACUGGUCCCUGUCGUGUAAACUGCGGAUGCCUGCGAUUAGUCGUCUUCAGAAGGUGCACAAUGUCGGUGUUGUACUGCAGGUGCUUAAAGAGAAAGGGGUUGACUUGAAAGACGAGCACGGUAUUGCCAUUGACUCCAGGGACAUAGUAGAUGGGCACAGAGAGAAGACACUUAACCUUUUAUGGAAAAUAAUCUUUUCAUUUCAGGUUGAGAUUCUGCUUGAUGUAGAGCAGCUUAAAGAAGAAAUCAGCUUCCUCAGGAAAACCUGGAGAACAAAACAGAAAUUGCUAUCUUUAGGGGACAAUGAAUAUGUUAUUAAGAGCAUUGCAGGAAGAUCUACAUUGGAACAUUCCAGCGAGAAGCUGGCUUUGUUGAUGGACUGGGUUAACGCAGUUUGUGGCUUCUAUGGGUUGAAGGCUGAAAAUUUUACAGUGUCAUUCUCUGAUGGUAGAAUCCUUUGCUAUCUUAUUCACCACUACCAUCCCAACCACCUGCGAGCUGAGGAUAUUCAGCAGGAAACAACACAAACAAUUGAGUGUGGCCUUCAUUCCAAAGUGGAACUGAACAACUCCUCAAGUGACUCUGACUAUUCCUUUGACUCUUUGGAGCGGAAAGAUUUGGCAUCUCCAAUAGUGAAUUUCAAAAUGCUUCUUGAGAACGAGCGAAGAAAUUUUCAGCUGGUGAGCUUAGCAGUGUCUUAUCUUGGAGCGGUUCCUGCCAUGAUUACACCAGAGGACAUGUCUAACACAAUCCCAAAUGAAAAGGUGGUUACAUGCUACCUGUCCUUCCUCUGCACUCGACUUUUGGAUCUCCGGAAUGAGACUAGAGCUGCCAGAGUUAUUCAAAGUGCAUGGAGAAGCUAUAAGCUGCAGAAGGACAUUAAGAUCAAUCAGCUGAGGAACCAGGCGGCAAAAAAAAUCCAGGACUUUGUGCGUUGCUUCAUACAGAAAAAAAGGCUGAAGAGACAGAACAUGGCUGCCACAGUCAUUCAGGCCAUCUGGAGAGGUCACAUGACCCGAGAGGAGUUGAGAAGAACGAGGGAAGCUAAAAUCCUUGCGUUGCAAGAAUCAGCUGCGAUCUUAAUACAGAAAACCUACAAGGAAUGGAAGGCACGAGUUUUCCUAACGAAGAGUCAUGCUGCUGUUGUCAUCCAGACUGCUUUUCGAAUAUGGCAUACAAGAAAAAUGGCAGUGAGGAAUUCUGCUGCUAUUCGGAUCCAGGCAUGGUACAGAAUGCAACAAUGCCAAAAACAAUAUCUCCGCAAGAAAUCCAAGGUUGUCUUAAUUCAAGCGUGGUUCAGAGGUACUCAUCAGAGGCGCGAGUUUCAACACCUGAAAAAGCGUCAUCAAUCUGCUGUUGUGAUCCAGAGCGCUUUCAGGGGCUCCCGUGUACGAAAACGCAUAGGUGAGAUGAGACGAGCUGCAGUUUCUAUCCAGAUGUGGUAUAAGGCCUGCUUGAUAAGGAAGGCUGAGCAGAAGCGUUUCGAAGAGGUUAAAUCUGCGGCUGUGAGGCUUCAAGCAGCAUUCAGAGGAUGGAGGACCAGAAGAGAAAUGUCACAGCAAAACCAGGCUGCUCUUGUCAUCCAAACUGCUUACAGGAGAUGUCUGGCUCGAAGGUCUUUCUUGUCUUUAAAGAAAUCUGUGGGUAUACUCCAAAGGCGGUACAGGGCUAAAACACUUGGAGAGCAGUUAAGAAGAGAAUACCUGUCUCUGAAGUGUGCAACAAUAAAAAUGCAGGCAUUAUGGAGAGGCCAAGCAGAGAGAAAGAGAAUCAACCUGCUCCAUCUGAACGCCACAGUGAUCCAGUCACAUUAUCGUAAACAUGUGGUGCAGACAAAGUUUAUGGCAUUAAAGCAGGCUGCUAUAGUCAUUCAAAACCAAUACAAGUGUUUUCGGGUGACUAAGGAAAAACGAUCUGAAUUUCUUGCAGUAAAAAAAGCUGCAAUAGUUCUGCAGAGUGCGUAUCGUGGCAUGAGAGUAAGGCGGGACGUGGACAAAAAAAACAAAGCCGCUGCUGUAAUUCAGUCAGCGGUGAGGGCUUAUGUUGUUCGGAAGAAUUUUCUUGCUCAAAGAAGUGCUGCCAUUAUCCUUCAGCAACACUACCGGGCAUAUUUGCUUGGACGCAUGGAGAGGCUGGAUUACGUUCGACUUAAAAAAUCAACUAUAAGUCUCCAGGCUAUUUGCCGAGGCUGCAGAGUGAGAAGAGAACAGAAGAAAAGGCAUCAUGCUGCUACACUUAUCCAGGCCUAUUUCAGAAAGUAUAAAGCACAAGUCUGCUAUGUUGCUGUCAAAUGCGCUGCUACCAUCAUACAGCAGCAUUACAGAGCGUAUGUUUUGGGCAAGGAGAUCCGUGCAUCGUAUCUACAACUUAAAACUGAGACCGUGAUUAUACAGUCGAUAUUCAGAGGAAUGAAAGUUCGCAGGAACCUUCGAAACAUGCGCAGAGCGGCAACAGUGAUUCAAGCGCAUGUUCGUGGACACAGACAGUUAGUGGAGUACAGGAGACAAAAAUGGGCUGCAGCCGUUAUCCAGAGGCAGUUCCGUGCCCACAAACAAAGGAACAUCAUUAAAAAACAGUAUCUUGCCAUGAAAGAAGCUGCAGUAUGUAUUCAGGCAGCAUACCGUGGCAUGAGGGUGAGGAAAUGGAUCUCGGAGAUGCAUAUUGCUGCAAUCGCUAUUCAAAGAAAAUAUAAAGCACACAAGCAAUCUAAAGAAUAUCAGGCCCUCAAACAGGCAACAAUCCUGGUGCAGAGGAGACACCGAGCCAAUCUUCUUGCAAAGAGGCAGCGCGAGUUGUAUUGCGCUAUGCAAAAAGCAGCCAUUUCUUUGCAGGCUGCAUACCGUGGCGUGAGGGUGAGGAAAUGGAUCUCGGAUAUGCAUAUGGCUGCAAAGGUUAUUCAAAGGAAAUAUAGAACACACAAGCAAUCUAAAGAAUACCAGGCUCUCAAACAGGCAACAAUCCUGGUUCAGAGGAGACACCGAGCCAAUCUUCUGGCAAAGAGGCAGCGCGAGUGGUAUUGCGCUAUGCAAAAAGCAGCCAUUGCUUUGCAGGCUGCAUUCAGGGGAAUGAGGGUGAGAAGAGAGAUCUGUAUGAGAAACAAAGCAGCAAAAGUAAUUCAGGCACACAUUCGUGGACACCUACAAUUAGUACAGUACAGGAGACAAAAAUGGGCUGCAUCCGUUAUCCAGAGGCAGUUCCAUGCCAACAAGCGAGGGAACAUUGUUCAAAAGAGGUAUAUCAUGAUGAAAGAAGCUGCAGUAUGUAUUCAGGCAGCAUACCGUGGCAUGAGGGUGAGGAAAUGGAUCUUGCAGAUGCAAAUGGCUGCAAAGGUUAUUCAAAGAAAAUAUAAAGCAUACAAGCAAUCUAAAGAAUAUCAGGCCCUCAGACAGGCAACAAUCCUGGUGCAGAGGAGACACCGUGCCAAUCUUCUCGCAAAGAGGCAGCGCGAGUGGUUUUGUGUUAUGCAAAAAACAGCCAUUUCUUUGCAGGCUGCAUACCGUGGCGUGAGGGUGAGGAAAUGGAUCUUGCAGAUGCAAAUGGCUGCAAAGGUUAUUCAAAGGAAAUAUAGAACACACAAGCGAUCUAAAGAAUACCAGGCUCUCAAACAGGCAACAAUCCUGGUGCAGAGGAGAUACCGAGCCAAUCUUCUCGCAAAGAGGCAGCGCGAGUGGUUUUGCGCUAUGCGAAAAGCAGCCAUUGCUUUUCAGGCUGCAUACAGGGGAAUGAGGGUGAGAAAAGAGAUCUGCAAGAGACAGCGAGCAGCCACAGUGGUACAGGCAUGGUACAGAAUGUACAGAGUAAGAGUGAGUUUUCAAGCUAUUCAAAUUGCAGCCAUCCUGAUUCAAAGAAAGUACCAGGUUUACAAAGAAAGGAAGCGUUUCUUGUCCAUGAAAGCGGCAGUCUUGCUUUGUCAACGAAAAUAUCGAGCCAUUUUGGCUUCAAGGCAGCAGCGGAAAGCUUACCGUGACAAGUAUAAUGCUGUGCUUGCAAUUCAGGCAGGAUAUAGAGGAAUGAAGGUCCGGCAGCAGAUGCAAAUAAAACGCAAAGCUGCGAUAACUAUUCAAUCCCAUGUCAGAAAGCGUUUGAACCAAAAGUACUACCAGAAGCUACUUUGGGCAUCAAGAACAGUUCAGAGACUCUUCAGAGCUAAUAAAUUGAGAAAGCAAGCCAUCGAGUCCUUCAGGAAAAAGAGAGCUGCUAUUAUUUUACAGGCCGCGUUCCGUGGUAUGCAGGCCAGACAAGCACUGACUCAAAAGCACCAGGCUUGUACCAUUUUACAGAGUGCUUACAGAGCUCAUUGUGCUCGGACACGAUAUUUGUGUAUGAAAUAUGCCGCUAUUGCUAUUCAGCAAAGAUUCCGUUCUGCGCUUGCAGCUCGGAGGCAAAGGGAGCAAUUCCUGAGGUUGCGUCGUGCUGUAAUUACCAUUCAAGCCUACUACAGAGGUCUUAGUGUCCGGAGGGAAAUGAUUCUUCGACAUCAAGCAGCUACAAUUAUUCAGGCGGCUUUCAGAAGACAUGGGGAGGAAACGAAGUACCAGGCCAUGAGGUUGUCUAGUAUUCUCAUUCAGAGACAUUACAGGUCCUAUGUUGAAUCUAAGGCAGUCCGGGAGAAAUAUUUAGCAUUGAAAACGUGUGCCAUACGUCUCCAGGCUGCUUAUCGAGGACAUUCUGUUCGACAGAAUAUGGCCAAAAUGCACAACGCUGCCACUGUCAUUCAGGCAGCAGUAAAAAUGCAUAAGCAAAGGUCGACGUUCAGAAGGCAGAAGUGGGCUGCAGAAGUUAUCCAGGAGAGAUUUAGAGCUUGGAAGCUUGGGAAUCAACAAAGACAGAAAUACCUGCAUUUAAAGGAUGCCACCUUGUGCUUGCAGAAGUGGUUCAGAGGCAAAAAGGGAAGAGAACUUGUAAAACGUAUCAAAGCAGCAAGGACGAUCCAGUCCUACGUAAGGAUGUCCAUCCAAAGGCGGUGCUUUAUGAAGACAAAAGCUGCAGCAGUUACUAUUCAGUAUGCUUACAGGGCACAUUAUUGCCGAAUGCAGCAAUCCAGGAUGCAAAAUGCCGCAGUCUUAAUACAGCAGUGGUACAGAUCAUGCAGAUUGGUCCAGAAAGAGCGAAAGUACUUCCAAAGAAUUCAAAAAUCCACACUGACUUUGCAGCAUGCAUUACGGCAAGCGAUCGCAAGAAGAUUCGAAAAACAAAGACUAGCGGCUAUCAAGAUUCAGUCUGUGUUGCGCAUGCAUUUGCACCGUCGUCGCUACGUUAAGUUGCGCUCAAGUGCUGUAAAGCUACAAGCUAAUUUCAGGAUGCGAACAGCCAGGAGAAGUUACCUAAAACAACAGGCCGCUGCGGUAAUAAUACAGACGUACUUCAGGGCAUACAGAGCAAAACUGGAACAGAGACACCGUUAUCUUAGGACACUGGAUUGCAUCCGUGCCAUUCAAGCGGGAGUGCGUGGACUUAUUGCAUCCAGAAGAUUCCAAGAAAUGAGACGAAGUGCUGUCAAGAUUCAGGCAUGCUAUCGUGGAAUGAUUGAGAGGCGCAAAUUUCAGCAACGGAAGAAGUCGGCAUGCGUCAUUCAGAAGCAUUACAGGGCCUAUCAACUCUGCCAAACGGAGCGGGAACAGUUCCUCAAACUUAGGAAUUCUGCACUUCUCAUUCAGAGAGAAUUCCGUGCCUACCGAUCAAGAAGACUUGACCUGCAGAGACGAGCGGCACUUAAAAUUCAAGCUUGGUUUCGAGGAUGCCAGGCCAGACGCGCCUAUGUCUCGAAACAAAAUGCCAUUGCAAUCAUCCGUAGAUGCCUUCAAACUAGAUUUCAGCGGUUAAGGUUUCAAGCGAUCCAGCACAGUGUCAGUGUCAUUCAGCAAAGAUGGCGGGAAACUCUGAUUGCUAGGAAACAGCGAGCCCAAUUCCUACGAAUCAGAAAUUCCGUUGUCGUCAUGCAAACCCUGUGGAGAGGUGCUAGGAAGAGGAGAGCAGUUCAAAGGGCAAAAGAUAUUGCAAGACGACAUCGUUUUGCAGCUGCUGCUCAUCAUCAUUUGUGCGCAGUGAGGAUACAGAGGGCACUGCGAAUUCAUUGGGCAAUGAAAGCAGCGAAGAGGCAGAUUUCCUCAGUCAUUUAUAUUCAGCGCUGGUACUUGGCUAAGCUUCAGCAAAGACGAUAUCUUGAGCAACGGCAGAAAAUCAUCACGGUUCAGAGAGCAGUGAAGGCUUGGUUCAGUCAUCGUAAUGAAGCGGCCACUGUUCUCCAGCGCACCGCCAAAACAUUCCUUCUGAGACGCAGGAAAGAGAGACUGCAAUGUGGAAUCAUAAAGUUCCAGGCACUCUGGAGAGGUCAUCGUUCAAGGAAGCUUCACGACACGGCCAAAAUGGUUUCCAUCAGGCAUCGCUUGCAGAAAGUCAACAGAGAGGCCAAGGAAGAAGACAAGUUGUGUCACAAGACUUCAACUGCUUUGACUUACCUUCUUGGAUAUCAAAAUUAUGCCCAUAUUCUCACUGCCUUGAAGCAUUUAGAAACUGCAACCAGACUUUCUCCAGAGAGCUGCGAGCACCUUGUGAAUAGUGGCGCAACCCACACCAUCUUUACCCUGAUAAGGAACUGCAACCGGAGUGUGCCGUCUAUGGAGGUCAUCACGUUAGCAAUUCAAGUUCUUCUCCAUCUAUCAAAAUACAACAAGACCAUAGACGCUGUUUACGAUGUGGAGGACUCCGUGGAAACACUCUUGGAUUUGCUACAGAUGUACAGAGAGAAAGCUGGGGAUAAGGUUGCAGAAAAGGGGGGCAGCAUCUUUACCAAAGCAUGCUUCCUUUUGGUGAUUUUGGUACAGGAUGAAAAACGGGCAUUGGAGGUGAAAAAGCUCCCAAGGGCCUCAGAUCGCAUUUGCAGGAUUUAUAAGUUAAUACUUAAAAAAUGCAAAAUGGAUGCCCAGAGAACCAAAGUCAGCCAAAGGAUGAAUGUCUCACUGAAUGGAAGCUUCCUUCCCCAAGCCACUCCUCAAAAGUCUAAGCCAAUACUAAGAUUUGUACCAGACUGGGUUCUUGAACGAAAGAAGAUGAACAUUGUAGACCCUCUCAGUGCCAUCCAAGCAUUGGUUAAAUCUCUUGCCAUUGUACCCUGAGCACACAGCAAGAGUUAAUGUACAUAGUGAAUUUAUUUGCUUUUUUCCUUCUAACUUGUAAAUAUUUCCCAGUGUUUUAGAUUGCUGUCAUAGCUAUAAACAUUUAGUAUCACUAUUCUAUUUUUAUUUUUUUACAUUCCUGUUCUUUGCAUUGCCAUAGUCAGAACAGUCUUUUUAUAUGUAAAAAAAAAAAAUGUAAUAAAAUAGGUUAUUGAGUGCUGUUUUCAAUCAAUGUGCUUUGCUCUGUAACCGAAUGAAUUCGCGGAAAAUUCAUGAGCAGUCUUAAAUGUACAAGAAUUAUUCUUAAAUAUAUUAUGUGCUUUCCUUAUGGUUGUGUUAGAAUUGUAGCACUGGAGAAGCAUUUUUUUAUUAUUUUUUUUUAAAUAACUAAAAAUAAAUUUACUGAAUAAUAGUGACUGCUUAACAAGGGAAUAGCCUGCCUGUUCUGUUUUGGGGUUUUUUGUAUGCACACAAUGGAAUGUGUAAAAAGUAAAGACUGUUGGCUACAAAAAAUGUAUUAGGAAAUUCAUUGACUCCGAACAUUUGAGUUCCAAUAUAUCUUGGUAAACAAGCCGCUAGUGAACUGCAACUUUAGGUUUCUAAUUCACCCACUGCAAUAAAGUGGCUAUUGGGAAA